CUCACUGUCAACGACCUGAUUGGCCUAAACUAUUAGUCGCUCCGAUUGUUUACAACUUUAACGUCGACUUUUUGAAGGAAUUAGCUGAUUUCAGGAAAGUAUUGCUACAUUGCAACAAGCCAAAAAUAAGACAAAUCAUAGUAGAAAAUGUUUUCGUUGCUACAUAGACAGGAGCAAGCCCAUGAAGAGUGCAUUUGGUCGUGCACAUGGGGCCGCACAACCACGACAAAUAAUAAGGACAGCGAAGAAGCCGACCCCGAUGCGAGCCGCGAUUCAAUGCAUUCACAGAACACACCAGAGACCAGGGACUUCAUAGUGACCGGUGGAUUGGACGAUUUAGUAAAAAUUUGGGAUGUUAAGGAGGACAAUACGCUGAGUUUGAAGCACCAGCUCACGGGGCACUCGUUGGGCGUUGUAUCGGUUGCAGUGAGUUCAGACGGAAGCAAAAUCGCCAGCAGUUCGCUCGAUUCUGGGCUCUGUUUUUGGAAUGCGAAUACGGGGCAGUUGGAAAACCAAAUCGCGUUGGGUCCUGUGGAUCUCUGGACAGUGGCGUUCUCACCUUGUGACAAAUAUGUAAUCUCCGGCUCCCACGACGGGAAGAUUUCUAUGUACAGUGUGGAAACCGGCAAAGCGGAGCAGGUGCUCGACCCUCAAAAUGGAAAGUUUACAUUGAGUAUAGCCUACAGUCCCGAUGGAAAAUAUAUCGCUAGCGGCGCGAUAGAUGGAAUUAUUAACAUUUUUGAUGUCGCAGCCGGAAAAGUGGCGCAAACCCUGGAGGGCCAUGCUAUGUCUGUGCGAAGUUUAUGUUUCUCGCCGGACUCGCAAAUGCUGCUCACAGCCUCGGACGAUGGACACAUGAAGCUGUAUGAUGUUGCUCACUCUGAUGUUGCUGGGACGCUAUCAGGACACGCCUCCUGGGUACUCUGCGUAUCUUUUUCUCCCGAUGGCAAGCAUUUUACAUCGUCUUCCAGUGACAAAACUGUGAAAAUCUGGGACUUUGCAGAACGAAAGUGCAUGUACACGUUUGCCGAACAUAAAGACCAAGUGUGGGGCGUGAAGUACAGUUUCGACAAUGAUAAAGUUGUCUCCGUUUCAGAAGACAAGUGCCUGAAUAUGUACUUCUGCCCACCUAAUAUUGUCGUGUAGCGCAGUCGCUAGUGUAGAAUAGGAAACAAAUUUAGACUCGGCAAUUUGUGACUCCUCGAAUUUUGCGGAAACAAAACUAAUAUAAAAUGCUGAUAAAGUGUCAAAGGGGUGUCCUUCACAAAGGAAACAACGUUGUUUUAUGCUUA
Hermetia illucens (black soldier fly) is the source of this 1292-nucleotide messenger RNA. Its product is annotated as WD repeat-containing protein 61. Gene Ontology annotation, molecular function: protein binding. Gene Ontology annotation, cellular component: Cdc73/Paf1 complex. Bases 148 to 1146 code for a protein of 332 amino acids. Lineage: Eukaryota; Metazoa; Arthropoda; Insecta; Diptera; Stratiomyidae. The transcript is spliced from 5 exons. The record is from RefSeq and is a predicted model, not a curated record.